Rhododendron vialii is the source of this 1185-nucleotide messenger RNA. RefSeq names its product vesicle-associated membrane protein 727. NCBI's taxonomy places the organism in Eukaryota, Viridiplantae, Streptophyta, Magnoliopsida, Ericales, Ericaceae. The record is from RefSeq and is a predicted model, not a curated record. Bases 267 to 998 code for a protein of 243 amino acids. Gene Ontology annotation, cellular component: membrane. The transcript has 6 exons. Gene Ontology annotation, biological process: vesicle-mediated transport.
CCUAUAUAGUCUCCUCCUACACACCAAACGAGCGAACACCACGUUAUCACUUCUCCUUCAGGGUCCUCUUCCUCUUCCUUUUGACAAUUCAACGUGCCUGCCUGCCUUGUGUCACGGAUCAACUUCUACGCCCUAUUUAACCUAAUUCUUCCAACAUACUCCAUAUAUAAUUUCCCCAUAAAUAAAAUUCUAAUCGAUCAGAUUCACAAGUCAGAGCCAUCCCCUAAAUCCAACAGGUCUUUGUGGUUUCGACGUAAUAGUCUGAGAUGAGUCAAAAAGGCUUGAUUUAUAGCUUCGUUGCAAAAGGAACCAUUGUUCUUGCUGAGCACACUCCAUAUUCUGGGAACUUCAGUACCAUUGCUGUGCAAUGCUUGCAGAAGCUCCCUUCAAAUAGCAGCAAGUACACAUACUCGUGCGAUGGGCACACAUUCAACUUUCUCAUUGACACCGGAUUUGUUUUUCUUGUUGUGGCGGAUGAAUCCGUUGGGAGGAGCGUGCCUUUUGUGUUUCUUGAGAGAGUGAAGGAUGACUUCAAGCAGCGUUAUGGUGCGAGUAUAAGAACUGAUGAUCCACAUCCGCUUGCGGAUGAUGAAGAUGAAGAUGAUGAUUUAUUUGAAGACCGAUUUAGUAUUGCGUAUAAUCUUGACAGAGAAUUUGGGCCAAGGAUUAAAGAGCACAUGCAGUACUGUAUGAACCACCCAGACGAGAUAAGUAAGCUGUCGAAACUGAGGACUCAAAUAACAGAGGUCAAAGGGAUAAUGAUGGACAAUAUCGAGAAGGUUUUAGAUCGUGGGGAGAAAAUUGAACUCCUAGUGGAUAAAACAGAAAACCUCCAGUUCCAGGCCGACAGCUUCCAGAGGCAGGGAAGACAACUGCGGCGGAAGAUGUGGCUGCAAAGUCUCCAAAUGAAGCUGAUGGUGGGCGGAGUGAUCCUUGUCGUAAUUGUCAUACUGUGGCUUAUAGCCUGUGGAGGUUUCAAAUGUGGAAGUGGUAAAUAAAACUAGAUGUGGUAUUCGUAGGACCUAAUGUUUCUUGUUUCUUUCACUGCACAGAAAACGACAUGUUUCUGUAUGUGAAUAUUGUUUCUUGACUGUUGAAUCCUUCAACUUGUUAUACCUUGUAAUCAAACCAUACUUUGCCAUGAUUGUUACGUCUGUAUCUUAAUAAUAUGCCGGAUUUAGUCUA